CUUUCUUUACUUUGAAGUUCACAAGUUGUUGAACUUUUUCUACGAGCGGCACUUCAUUGGCACUUUUUAUUUGAGCUUCGUGCGUUCCGUUUUCUAACAAGAUGGCUCGGAUCUGACCUGUGAUCGUAUUGACGCUUGGUGACGCGCAAUGGCUCCUUUCGGCAAAAACUUUCUGAAAGCGCGUUUGAAGAACAGCAGGUCUAAGGAUGCAGAGGAGACACCAGGAAAGGAAAUCCAGGUGAGCGUGUGUCAAGAAGAAAAAAUUGUCUGCGGUGUGACCAAGCACACGACCUGUGCCGACCUGGUUGAGGCUUUAUUGGAGGACCACAAGACUAUACCCGAAAGUAAGAGGCUCCUUCAUGGAGAACCCAAAGACUUUUGUAUCCUGGAACGGUGGAAGGGAUUUGAAAGAGCUCUGCCACCUCUCACUCGAAUCCUCAGAUUAUGGAACGCUUGGGGUGAUGAAAGACCUUUCAUACAGUUUGUUCUUGUGAAAAUAAGCGAUUUUGUGCCUUCAUCCAAGGGAGCCAAGAGGGCUUCAAGAUCUCGAGGAGCAAGGUCGCGGAGACUGGAGAAGGCACCUGCGCAGUAUGCCAAGACCGUGACUGCGGAAAAGCAGAAGCGCAUGGUGAAGAAGGCUUUCCGCAAACUGGAAAAGAUCCAGAAAGAAGAUACAUCAGAGGGCUCUGAGGAAAUCAGCAAGAUGGUGCGGUUGAUCAUCUCUCAGGACCAGACCAUGCGACAGCAGAUUCAGCAGAUGCGUGAGCUGGACUUGGAGAUUGAACAUUUGGAGCGACAGGUGAAAAGCAGCCCCACAUCUCCCUCCAGCCUCACAGAUUGUGAAGAUGUACAGGCAUUGCCUCUGUUCUCGUCUGAAUUGGACAGCCAGAUGCAGGAGUAUUUUAACACCAGUGAUGGAAUCGAGCAACUAGACCUACACAUUUGCAGACACCAAGAACUCAUUGAUCGGCUCUCUCGAGAUAUCGACCUGGAGCUAAGGAGCAAUCCUUGGACCUUCGAUUCAGAGGAGUUGAAAAGGGGAGCAGCAGCAAGCCCAGAACCGGAGCUGGGAUCUGACCUAACUCUAACCUCCUCAGAUCUUUUGGAGUUAGAAAGCUUACGCAAUGAACUCCAGUCAAGCAUGAGAGCCGGGCUUUCGCUCCAUUCCCAAGCACAAGACAUCGAGAAGGAACUGCAACAGAACAACACAGCCUUACAGUCACGGAACCAAGAAUACCAGCAUCUUGUUGCUCAAUUCGGUACACUGGAGCUGGGGACCUGUCCUGACCAGCCUGUAUCUUUAAAGAGCCAGACCAGGGCUGCUGUCUCUCAGCAGACAUCAGGCAAGAUCAGACAAACAUGCGCGCCUACAGAUGCAACAGACACGGACUCAGAUACUGGAAUAAGCUCAACUCACAGUCAAGACUCUCUGUCGCCUUGUGUGGACAGAUCACCUCCUCUGGAUACUGAUGUUUAAAUAAGAUAAAGAUUCAAUGAGCAUUUGAACAAAAUUAUUAUGCUGUUACAGUUAUAUCAUGUUACAGUGCAGCUAAAUACUGUAUAUGAAAACUGAAUUCAUUUAAUUUUUAUGCACUUAAAGCUCAGAUUAAAUAUGGAAAUAUUCUAAUUUUGCAUUAAGUAUAACCAAAACCAAAACAACC
Messenger RNA from Triplophysa dalaica, 1661 nucleotides. It is a transcript of the gene rassf9, whose product is annotated as Ras association domain family member 9. NCBI's taxonomy places the organism in Eukaryota, Metazoa, Chordata, Actinopteri, Cypriniformes, Nemacheilidae. The transcript has 2 exons. The record is from RefSeq and is a predicted model, not a curated record. Gene Ontology annotation, biological process: signal transduction. Bases 149 to 1477 code for a protein of 442 amino acids.